GUCACUCAUCCUUUAAGCAAGCUGGGUGGGACUGGGUGCGCGUGCGCGGUUUUAAUACUCCCCCCCCCCCCCAAACUGCCAACUCUUCACGCAUGCGAAGUAGUCCCCUCUCUGCCUGAAUUUACGCGUGCGCACUAAUGGGCCGGGCCCCGGAAGACCGCACGCCUGCGUCUUGGGGACUACGGUGACAGUACCGCGGGUGGGGCGUGGGCCAGUCAUGGCGGAACCCUGGUCUGGGCAGGCCUUGCAGGCUCUGCCGGCCACGGUGCUGGGUGCGCUGGGUGCGCUGGGCAGCGAGUUCUUGCGGGAGUGGGAGGCACAGGACAUGCGCGUGACCCUCUUCAAGUUGUUGCUGCUGUGGUUGGUGUUAAGUCUCCUGGGCAUCCAGCUGGCGUGGGGGUUCUACGGGAAUACGGUGACCGGAUUGUAUCACCGUCCAGGUCUGGGUGGUCAGAAUGGAUCCACGCCUGAUGGCUCCACGCAUUUCCCUUCGUGGGAAAUGGCAGCAAACGAACCUCUCAAAACCCACAGCGAAUAAGGGAAGGCAGCAGAGGGUCUCCAAGGGCAUCACUGGGUCUGCUGGCUUCUACACUGAGUUCUGCUGCUUACCAGACCCCAGGGACAACUGCCAGGGGUUCAGGGUUGGUAGCAGGGAGUACCCCAGUGCCUGCGGGGCUGAGCCGCCUCUGCCCCUUGGCCUUGCUCCUUGCCCAUGCACUGGGCAAGUGAAGAGUUUGCCUGUACCUUUUCUGGGUGCCUUAAGUAGAGAAAUCGUGUUCCUCCUCUCUCAAGGGGUGACAACUCAGGAAGCCUCUGAGUUGGGAAGGCCAACAGUUCUUUUGUCUUGAGUUUCUUUUUCUGUCCCUCUUCACAUCCCCCUGAAAUAUAACCCCAUAAAAAUUUUUCCUGA
Molecule: messenger RNA, 910 nt
Organism: Sapajus apella (tufted capuchin)
Lineage: Eukaryota; Metazoa; Chordata; Mammalia; Primates; Cebidae
Gene: TCTA
Product: T cell leukemia translocation altered
Exons: 3
Coding region: 218-538 (106 amino acids)
Source: RefSeq, a predicted model, not a curated record